This is a messenger RNA of Paramecium tetraurelia, 2046 nucleotides long. RefSeq lists its product as uncharacterized. Gene Ontology annotation, molecular function: protein binding. The transcript is spliced from 7 exons. The record is from RefSeq and is a predicted model, not a curated record. NCBI's taxonomy places the organism in Eukaryota, Ciliophora, Oligohymenophorea, Peniculida, Parameciidae.
AUGCACGCUCCAAAUCUAACGAAAUUGCCGAGCUAGCAAAAAGUUCCAAAAUAUCGGCCUUCAAUCAACAUAGACAAUCUGAUAGCAAUAUGUACAGGGAAACUCAAGAACUGUCCAAAUCACAAGAAAGCCCUUUACAUUCGAGCAUCCGCCUAUAUUAAAAAAGGGGAGUAUGAAAUUGCAAUUUAAGAUUGUAAUAAACUCUUAGAGUCAGACGGUGAUAAUGUCGGAGGAUAUUAUUUGAGAGGAUGUGCCAAUGAAAAAUUAGGAUAAACUGAUCUUGCAAUAGAUGACUUUUCCAAAGUAUUACUUUUAGAUGAGAACCAUGUAAAUGCAGCAUUUGCUCGUGCUUCUUGUCUUAAUUUAAAGGGAGAUUUCGCAGGAGCCAUCGAAGACUAUACUCGAGCCUUGGAGAAAGAUAAUGCAAAAUCUCUUAAUCUUUCUAAUUCUAUAAAUAAACGAUCGUUACUUAGAAAUAGUUCAAUGAAAAAAGAUGAUAACUAUCCUAAAACAGAAGCAUUUUAGUAUAAAACAAAAACAAAUAAAUAUUAACAGCCUGAAGAGGAUGAUCUCAUGAACCCACAAAAUGAUGAGGAAUACUUACAAAAUGAUUAAUCCUAGAUUUAAAAUUAACCAUAAUAAAAUAGUUUUAUGAGUCAAAAUCCUCUCUACACAAGCAUUGAUGCUAAUGAACUUCAUAUUUAGCGUCCUUCCUAAAUAAUUGAUAAAGAAAUUUCUCAGCCCGUUCAAUAACAAUUAAUCUCGAUGAUUCCAGAUCAUAUCAAAUAAGAUAAUAAGAAGAUAUCAGAUUGGUUCCAUCAGCAAGGAUUUGAAGCUAGAAAAAAAGAAGAUUUCAUUAAAGCUAUUGAAUUUUAUACUAUGGCUCUAAUGUUUAAUUCUAACCAUUUUAAAUCCAUAUUUAAUAGAGGUUUUGCAUUCGAUAAGCUAAGAAUGUAUAAUGAUGCAAUUAAUGAUUACACUAAGGCAGUAGAAAUGGAUCCAAAAAAUGCAUACGCUUAUUAUAAUAGAGGGAUUUCCUAUGAUAAAAAAGGGGAUUACAAUUUGGCUAUAAAGGAUUUCGCAAAAGCCAUUGAACUUGAUCCAUCCAAGGCAGAUUUUUAUCAUAAUAAGGGUUUUGCAAUGAAGAAAAAAAAUUAGAUAAAAGAGGCUAUCUUAGAAUUUAACGAAUGUUUAAGAUUAGACAAAAACCAUUUUAAGGCUUAUUACAAUAGAGCUAAUUGUUAUGAAAAGCUCGGAGAAUUUGAUAAAGCAUAACAAGAUUAUCUAAUUGCUAAUAAUGUUGUGCCUAACAAUCCGAAUACUUUAACUCAUAUUGGAAUUUUGAUGGAUCGAUAAUAAAAACUGGAGGAUGCUUUAAAAUACUUUAACUCCUCUUUAAAGAUUGAUUCCAACUAUGCUCCAGCCUAUAAUGGGAGAGGCUUAGUUUAUGAUAAAAUUGGUGAAUAUGAGAAAGCCUGCAUAGACUUUAACAAAGCUAUUGAUAUAGAACCGCAAAAUCCUGUUUAUAUUCAUAAUCGAGGAUGCUGUAAGAGAAGCAUGAAUAAAUUUGAAUAGGCCUUAGAAGAUUUUAAGAAAGCUCUAUCUUUGGAUUCAAAGAAUCCCAUCAUCUAUUCAAAUAUGGGUUUAGUGCUUAGAAAAAUGGAGGAUUUUGAGACUGCUGCAUAUUGCUACUCUCAAGAAUUGAUUUAUUCAUCGGAAAACACAAGGACUCUUAAUAAUAGAGGAUAUUGUCUAGCCAAAUUAGGCCAAUUUGAAGAAGCUAUCAGCGAUUAUUCAAGAGCUAUUAGUUUAGAUCCAAUCAACAUUCAUGCCAUCUAUAAUAGAGGAAUUUGUAAUGAAAGGAUUGGAGAGUUUCACAAAGCUAUUGAAGAUUUCUCUUAAGUAAUCCAUUUACAGAAUGAUUAAGGUGCUAAUGCUUACUUUAAUAGAGGAUGCUGUUAUGAUAAUAUUGGGGAGAUGGAUCUUGCCAUAGCUGACUAUUCAAAAGCAUUGGAAAUAGAUAAUAAAACCAAUAAAGCACCUUGA